Messenger RNA from Cladocopium goreaui, 2832 nucleotides. The record is from the annotation of a GenBank genome assembly. Lineage: Eukaryota; Dinophyceae; Suessiales; Symbiodiniaceae.
AUGGACCAACAACAAGCGGCACAGGUCCUCCAGUCGCUCCAGGAACUACAGACCGAGGUCAAUCGACUAAGAGGCCGAGAAGCUGAACUGACAGCACAGGUCGCUUCUUUUGGUGCCGGUUCGGCUGCUUCAGCUGGACCUGGCAGUGCACUGGCACAGUUGGUGCAGUCACAAAAGGAGCUUGUGGACGCCCUUAGAUCGAAAGAACAAGUCCGGUUGGUCGACAACAAGGGCCUUGGCAAGCCCGACAAGUUUGAUGGGACAGCCGAAAGAUUCUUGUCAUGGAAAAUCAAGACGUCCUCCUAUCUUGCAAGUGUUCGCAAAGACCUUCGUGAGAUUCUGGUUUGGGCCGAAGAUUGCGAUCAUGCAAUCACUGCAGAUGACAUCGACAAGGCUUUUGGGAGUCAAGCAGAUGCCAUUGACCAGGUGUCGAACAUCAGUGAAUUGAGACGCGAGCUUUGGGACGCGCUGCUAAUGCUGACAGAGCGUGAGCCCUUUGACAUCGUGCUGAACACCGGGGAAUGCGGCAUCGAAAGCUGGAGAAAGCUCACGCGGAGGUACGACCCAUCCACUGGUGGUCGCAAACGCGCUCUCCUCAAUGCAAUCUUGUCACCGGCUCGAUCCAAGAUGGAAGAUUUGCCGUCCAACCUGGAGAAGCUUCUUGACAGCAUCAGACUUUAUGAACGUCGCAAAGACGCAUCUGGCAACCGAACGAUGUUGGCAGAAGACAUCAAGAUCAACGUGAUUGAACGAUUGGUGCCGGCAGAGCUCGAGCGUCAUCUCGUUCUCAAUCGAGAUCGCUUCAAGACGUUCGAGUCCAUGCUGUCCGAGAUCCAGUCCUAUGUGGAACAUGCCACCGGCAACAAGAUCAAGGUGGUGAAUAGCCAGCCCUACGACGCACAUGGCCGUGGGGACGAUCCUAUGGAUGUCGGAAGCUUUGGAAAAGAUGCGAAGGGAAAAGGUAAGGGCAAGAAGGGAGCUGGAGGAAAACCUGGAAAGGGAAAUGCAACAGCUGAGAAGAGAACAUGUCACAACUGCGGACGCCCAGGACAUCUGCGGGCAGAUUGCUGGGCACCUGGAGGCCCCAAACAUAAGGGGACGGGUGGCAAAGGCAACAGCAAUCAGAAUAAGGACAAGGGCAAGGGCAAAGGCAGCCCCGGAAAGCACAAGCAGAAGCCCAAAGGAGGCAAAUCUGUGAACAAUGUCGAACAAGGUGAACCAGAAGCAGAAGACUGGGACGCAGCUGAUGGCGACGAUGGUCAACAAGCAGCAAAUGGUUUAACGCUCUAUGGCGUUGAUGGGCCACCACAUGACGAGGAUGACGACGAAAGUUUCCAGGUCGAUCCCGAGUCCGAGGAGUCGGAAGCCUCGACAAGUCGCAGAAGGUGGUUUUCUUUGCCUCACCCACGUGCGUCAUGGCCUGAAGAGUGGGACGACCCCGACUAUGAUGGACCGAGUGGAUCGAGCACCUCGAACGCCACAGGGAAGACCCAAGAGGGGCAGAAGUCCAAAGAGCUCAACACCAAAGAGAGGCAAAGCAAGCAGAUCAGGGCCAGUCACUCCGGAGUCAGCACUCCGACGCUUUCGAAUGACUUCGAUGACACCACCACCAAGGAGAAGGUUGAGGUGAAGCCACCACCACCUGUCAAGGCAUCAUCGGCAGCUUCGACUUCAGGUUCUCGACUUGUCCAGAUGCUGAAGGCUGCGCUGAGUUCACAAAUCCGCAAAGUCCAAGAAGAAGAUCCUGGUUCAGGAGAUGGCCAGGCAGAUGCGAUGUUAGCGGCUUUGAGGACUAGAUCUGUCAAGGCACCGCACAUCACAAAGCAGAACAUCAGCGAUCCUUCUUUCCACGACUCGAGAUACCAUGCCGAGAUUGCCAAAGGUGUUGCACACAAUGUGGCCUGGAGAAAUGAACGUUUGAGAAGACGUGCAAUCGUCCACCGACGAGGAGGAGUCAAGGAUGAAGACAACUUGGAUGCGGGCAUCGAGACGGUGGUUGUGGGCAAAGCUGGUCAGAGCACAGUGAUAGAGUUUUCAAUGGAAGAGCGGAAAACUUUGAGGCAGUUCCCGGACGACGAGGCCAAGUUGCUGCGGAAGGAUCCCAAGAAGAAACCCAUGACCAAGCGUGUUCGAAGCGUUGGGUACAGGGUGAAGAAGAAUCGCAACCGCAAUGUGGCGCGCAAGAUGGCGAGGAAGAACCGACCAGCCUUGGUUCUGAAGGAAAACACUGAAGUGAACGCAGAUGAAGAUGAUGAUGAAAUGGAAGAGGUCUACAUCGAAGAGCCUGAUGAGCCUCGAGACCGACCAGGCAGAGGAGACCCCGAUGGUGGAGCUGGAUCGGCUCCUGCUGCAGUCUACAGCUUGGGGGCCUCUGACGACUGGCGAAAAUGGGAACGAGCAGAGUUGAACAUCGACACCGGUGCUGCCAUCACUGCAGUACCACUUGACUUCGCCAAGGACUACCCGAGGAGCGAGUCCAAUGGAGCAAGCUACAAGGCAGCCAAUGCGGAACCCAUCGAAGAUCAGGGAAGUGUGAAGCUGGUGGGAUACGACGAAUCUGGCAACAAGAUCCCAAUCGAUUGCCGAGUUGCAGAUGUGCAUCGGCCACUUCUUUCAGGUUCCGAGAUCGCCAAGAACUACCACAUCGCCCUUGGACCAUCUUCGGGGAGAUUGAUCCCAAGAAACACUCCUGCGGGACGGGCCUAUUCGAAGGCCAUGAAAGAUCUGAUCCGAGAUUAUGGCGAUUCAAUGCCCAUUGUGCACAAUCGCCGAGGCAUCUAUGUGUUGGACUAUUGGGUGUCACCUUUUCAGGGGCAUCCUCAAGAGGAGUAA